Messenger RNA from Amphiprion ocellaris (clown anemonefish), 4001 nucleotides. Its product is annotated as phytanoyl-CoA hydroxylase-interacting protein-like. Gene Ontology annotation, molecular function: protein binding. The record is from RefSeq and is a predicted model, not a curated record. Bases 545 to 1654 code for a protein of 369 amino acids. Gene Ontology annotation, cellular component: cytoplasm. The transcript is spliced from 5 exons. Lineage: Eukaryota; Metazoa; Chordata; Actinopteri; Pomacentridae.
AGAGAAGGGGGGAAACACCGGGAUAAUCUGGUUACAUAAGAAGCCAUUGAAUUUGCAGAACGUCUCUGCACUAAUCCGCUGAACUAUUCAUGUUCAAGUGUCCCGCGGCGCCACAACACACACACUCACGAGGGCACACAUUGCGCGCACACUUGUGGCUCCAAAAGGCUACAGACGCGCCGCAGAGGACACCGGAGCGCACGUUAUAAGAUUAUUUUAAAAAGCAAAACGCGCAUAUCUUUCCACACUUACGCGCGUCUCUACAGGAGCUUGCUGUGUCCUCAUGUCGCGACUGGCGGCUUGUGCUGUUGGAGCCUGUGACGAUUCCGCUGACGCGCCACUCGCCGCACCACCCAGGAGACAGAGAGGAGAGCUGUGAGCAACGGAACGAGCAGUGGACUGACUGGACACCGGGCUUCUCUCUCCUUUUCUUUUCUCUCUCCUCCCCUGCUGCUGUGCAAGUCGCUGCGUUUUUUUUUCUUGGACGACAUUUAACGCGCAGUUCACCCAGUAAAGCAUCACCCAGAGCUAACCUUCUGCAGAGAUGGAGGUACCAGGUUUGGCGCACAACAUCACCAGUCCGCUAAGUCCCUGCGAGGGGAUGAUCAAGGACCUGAGCUUGGACGCCAUACAGUUAUGCGAGCGCGAUGGAAGUAAAUCCCAGGAUGGCAGCAUCUCUGAGAUGGAGGAGCUUCCCGUUCCUCAGAACAUCAAGAUCAGCAACAUCACCUGCGACUCCUUCAAGAUCUGCUGGGACAUGGAGGCUCGCAGCAAGGAGCGCAUCACGCACUACUUCAUUGACCUGAACAAGAAGGAGAACAAAAACUCAAACAAGUUCAAACACAAGGACGUUCCUACCAAGCUCGUGGCCAAGGCAGUGCCGCUGCCCAUGACGGUCCGAGGCCACUGGUUCCUGAGCCCACGCACAGAGUACACCGUGGCCGUCCAAACUGCAUCAAAACAGACUGACGGAGACUACGCUGUCUCCGAGUGGAGUGAGAUCAUCGAGUUCUGCACUGCUGACUAUAAGCUGCGUCACUGUGAGAAUUUAAUGAGGUCCCUCAGUUAUGUAUUGACCCAGCUACUUUCCUGCUCUUUGUUGAACUUAAGGGAGGAGCAAGAAAACCGGAUGCUGCCGUCAGUGAAAGACAACAGCGGCAGCCAUGGAUCACCCAUCAGUGGCAAGCUGGAGGGAAUUUUCUUCAGCUGCAACACGGAGUUCAACACAGGCAAGCCUCCGCAGGACUCCCCGUACGGUCGCCAUCGCUUCGAGGUCCGUGCCGACACACUCUUCAACCCUGACACCAACCUGUACUUUGGAGACUUCUACUGCAUGUACACGGCCUACCACUACGUCAUUCUAGUCCUGGCACCCAAGGGCUCCAGCGGCGAUGAGUUCUGUAAGCAGAGGCUGCCUGCCCUCGACAUAACCAACAACCGCUUCCUCACCUGCAAACAGGACAAAGAAGGGGAAGGCAGUCUGGUGUUUCACCACGCCCAGGACGUCAUCCUGGAGGUGAUCUACACAGAGCCUGUAGACCUGGCGUUGGGCACGGUGGCGGAGAUCAGCGGGCACCAACUGAUGAGUCUGUCCACGGUAAAUGCCAAGAAGGACCCCAGCUGCAAGACCUGCAACAUCAGUGUGGGACGCUAAAGAAACGUCAGGAUGCAAGCGGAGGAGAGAAGGACUGGAGGUGACUGACCUCUGCACACACAAAGGAAGUCCACAUGUACUGAUGAAGCAGACCAACACAUGCAUGAAGCAGCAGAUUUAGUAGGCUCCCAGACAUGCACACCGACAUAUCUCUGACACUGCUCUGUACUCUCAAGAGACCAUCAUUCCCAAAGAAGAGUGGAGAAAAAAAAAGAGGGAGGUACAUACUCUGACACCUGCACCAUCGUCUCCUCAUCUGAAAAAGGUUCCCCUACUGUUGAAAACACACCUAAAGAUAUCCCACUGAAGGGGCCACCAACUGAGAAAUGUAAACCUGGGACACCAUCACAGAGCCAUCCAUCCACCCGACAAGUCACACUGGCAUACUGACCAAACCCUUUAACUGUACUAACGAACACGGGCUGCUUCAACUUCCUGUUUAUUUUAAUCAGUUGUCCCAUAAUUUAUUAAUGACCUUUGCCUUGUUAUUAUUGAUAUGCUGUUAACUGAGCGUCCACUAUCUGGUGGACGAGAAUUUUGUUGUUCCUGAUUACAUUGACGAUUUGUCUUUUUAGAAAUGUUUUCUCAUUCCACAGUUGACAAAUUCAGACUUCUUUUUACCUCCUACUAGUGGCAUGGACUGGUACUACAAUUUUCUAGGGCUGCAGCAUCGAUAGUCAUCUUUGUUUAUACCAAAGGUAUUAAAAAGCAGACAUUAAACCGCUGUGGGAUCCUAACAGUACUAAUGCAACAGCCUCUAAAAUGUCUUUGAUGACCAAGUGUGAACUACUUGUUAACUUGUUGUUCUUUUUAAAAAAAAGCAUGAUGCAGUUCUGUGCAGCAUGAGUAUGAAAGCUGUCAGUACCUCUACCAUAGCAAUCUUUUCUGCAGCAGUCACUCUUAUUUUACUGUAGUCAGUGGAAAGAAAGAAAGUAGAACCAUAAACUGUGUUUAGCAGAAUAAAUGUGAAAAAAUAUUUAUUUUUAUUGAUACAUUCAUAUAUAGAUAGAUAUAUAUAGAUAGAAAACUAUAUAAACCAGAAGUGCACAAUGUCAAAAGCUCUGAUCAUUGUCAACAACGGCAUUUAGGGGGGAUUAACUUCAUACAGGCAAAAAGGGGGAAUAAUACAAAUUUAACAGCAGAUAUAAUUUGCACUACGAUGCCUACGUUCACCAACAUUCACAUAUUUCCGAGGUGAACACGUUGACAGUCACAAUUUAGAUCACCUAUGAAAUUCUUAAUGCAUAUCAUAGCACAAUGUAGGACUAAAAAACUGACAUGCACAAACACUGCAGGAUUGUCUCACUGACUGCAUUUAAGCUUACACAUUUUUUGCCAAGAUAGCACUUUUAAAAAUGCAGUUUCCACAUUAACUACGGACAAAGUUGUCCAAAAACAGUAUUCUGGCAAGGAAAAAAAAGAGUAACAAAGUGCCAUAAUAUACAUAAAGUAAUCUUAAAAUGACUCAGAUGUAACUAACACCACGUUGUUACAGCGCUUCAUCUUUGACAUAGAUUUGUGCUACAUAAUGUACACUUGCUACAUCAGGUUUAUAAUAACGUGUCAUGAAUGAUAAAGGAAGUGUUGUUGGGACAAAAAAAAAACAACUUUACCCAGCAUUUCAUUCAGAUUGUCACCGAUUUCCAGCAGUUUUCUUCAUGUAAAGUGCAUCUACAUAAUGAGCAUGGCAUGAAACAAGUCCAGACCCUCCGGCAUCACGACCUAAUUUUUCAAAAAACAAAAAAAACAAAAACAAAAAACAAUCGAUUCCUGUUAAGUUAAAUAAAAGUCCCACUGUGAGUUACUCAACUUGUCUUGGUUGAGUCCUGUUGUUUACUGAGCAGGGCCUCCAGCAAACGAAGCUUUGCUUUGAGGUUCUUAUACUGGCAGUACUCCUCUGCCAUUGGUCCACGGUCCUCUUUCUGACAAGUCCUGUUAGCAACACACGGAGGAGAGUAGAUGCAAACGAAAGGCAAAACUUUUAUUUUGUAGUUACCAAACAACCUGCAGCAGCUUCCAUAACUGGUUGAUAGUCCCUAUGUUGCCUUACUCAGAUAGCUUUGUACAGUGUGUAUUGUAAUCAAAAACUUACUGUAUCUACUUUGGAGGACUAACAUGUACAGUGCAAAGGAUGUGUACAGUUCAGCGCAAACGUCUAUCUCUUCGUCUCUUUCCUGAGCUCUCUGUGCUGGAUUAACGUUACAUGAGUGUGCAUUACGCUGUCUUACCAUUACGAUGGAAUUUCUUUUGUGGAUGUUUUUUCUUUGUUUUUCACAAGGCAUUGUUGAAAACCAAAUGUUCCAAGUUUAUUAAAAGACAAAAUAAAAUGCAAAAGCCAAGUACUUUG